AUGGGACAGAGUAACAAUGUAACAGAAUUUGUCCUCCUUGGCCUCACUCAGGAUCCUAGCAGGCAAAAAGCAUUAUUUGUUGUGUUUUUACUCAUCUACAUUGUGACAAUGGUGGAUAACCUGCUCAUUAUGGUGACUGUCAUUGCCAGCCCAUUGUGGGGUUCCCCAAUGUAUUUCUUCCUUGCUUAUCUGUCAAUCAUGGAUGCUGCUUACUCCACUGUCAUCUCACCCAAGUUGAUUAUAGACUUGCUAUAUAAUAAAAAGAAUAUUUCCUUUCUAAGAUGCAUGGGCCAGCUCUUUAUGGAACACUUAUUUGGUGGAGCUGAGGUGUUCCUUCUGGUGGUGAUGGCCUAUGAUCGAUAUGUUGCCAUCUGUAAGCCAAUGCACUAUUUGACCAUCAUGAAUAGACAAGUUUGCAUCCUCCUGUUGGUGGUAGCCUGGGUUGGAGGUUUUAUACACUCUGUGGUUCAGAUUAUCUUUGUGUACAAUCUCCCUUACUGUGGUCCCAAUAUCAUUGACCACUUCAUCUGUGACAUGUACCCGCUAUUGGAACUUGCCUGCACUGACUCCUACUUCAUAGGCCUCACUGUGGUUGCCAAUGGUGGAGCAAUCUGUAUGGUGGUCUUUAUCCUUCUCCUAAUCUCCUAUGGAAUCAUCCUAAACUCUCUUAAAACUCACAGUAAGGAAGGGAGGCACAAAGCCCUGUCAACCUGCAGCUCACACAUCACUGUUGUUGUCCUCUUUUUUGUUCCCUGUAUUUUUAUGUAUAUUAGACCUGUUUCCAACUUUCCUAUUGAUAAAUCCAUCACUGUUUUUUAUACAAUUAUUACUCCUAUGUUAAAUCCUUUAAUAUACACCUUGAGAAAUUCAGAAAUAAAAACUUGUAUGGAAAAACUCUGGUGUAAAAUGUUAAAUACAGAUAGGAUACAAAUUUCUCCUUGCUAG
Messenger RNA from Castor canadensis (American beaver), 945 nucleotides. RefSeq names its product olfactory receptor 4A16-like. Gene Ontology annotation, molecular function: G protein-coupled receptor activity; olfactory receptor activity. NCBI's taxonomy places the organism in Eukaryota, Metazoa, Chordata, Mammalia, Rodentia, Castoridae. Gene Ontology annotation, cellular component: membrane. The record is from RefSeq and is a predicted model, not a curated record. Gene Ontology annotation, biological process: G protein-coupled receptor signaling pathway.